AGCAUGGGUGUGGGAGCGACGUUCGGCGAGUCUGUGCUGUGGGACGCCCCGCGGGAGGCGACCGUGGUGACGCGCUCCACCUGCGAGCUGCUGAGAGUCGAGCAGCGCGACUUCAGGCUCAUCUGGGAGAAGAACAAGGAUUUGAUGGGAGAUCUUGUAAACAGCAAUAAAUUAAAGAAUGGGUUCGGGCCGGGCAUCAGCAAGACGCCGCCCCCGCAGCCGCAGUCGCCGCCCCCAGCCGCCUCCCGCCGCCCCCAGAGCCCUCCUGCUCCCAACGCCAGCGGCCCCAUCACAGAGUUGCUGAAGAAUAGAACAGACCGAAUAUGGAAAAUUCGUGCUAUUAUAUCGUCGUAUAUGUUCAGCCCAGUUCACCUGGUAAUUCACUAG
This is a messenger RNA of Schistocerca americana (American grasshopper), 387 nucleotides long. Its product is annotated as rap guanine nucleotide exchange factor 4-like. NCBI's taxonomy places the organism in Eukaryota, Metazoa, Arthropoda, Insecta, Orthoptera, Acrididae. The transcript is spliced from 4 exons. The record is from RefSeq and is a predicted model, not a curated record. Bases 4 to 387 code for a protein of 127 amino acids.